AUGUUUUUUGCAAAGCUUAAUAAACCAGACAAAUCAGGGUCUUCAUCUGAAAAACCAGCUCCAAAAUUACAGUCUUCAUCUGUGAAAAUAAAAACAGUUAAAAUCAAGCGCGCUGUGCCACCGAAAUCUAUUCCUAGCUUAACGUCUGCAGAUCCAUUGUCUACCAAUUCACGUUUUGCACGUUAUUCAGGUUCCCCAGAAUCAAGAUCUGGAUCUUCAACGCCUAAGCGUCAUCUAAAUGACAGUAAAAACAAUAACAAUAAUCAAAACAGUGACGAAGAAAGCAGUAGUAGCGCUCACAGCAGAAAGAUACGAAGGCGAUCUUCAUCAGCAUCUUCCAAAGGGAAGCAGACAAGAGGCACAACUCGACGGGGAAAUAGAACUCCUGAUUUGUCUCGAUUCAAUAGAGCCACGAGCGAUGAUGAUGAAAUAGAUGACAGUAACUGGGAGGCACAGAUUCGAAGAUUUAGUUCCUCGACACGUCUUGCUGAUUCCAAUAGUGGAACCGUAUCGCCAGCACCUUCGGCGGGUUCAAAUUCUCAACACCAACAAAAAACUCGUGAAUUUUACUCUGGGAUUUUAGAUAAAAAAUCAGGGCCAUUAAAUAUUAUUCAUGCGAAAAAGCUUGUAGAAUUUGCAGAGUACACUCCACUUUUCAAAAACAAAAAGGAUUUUGAGUAUACGUUAGCAAUGCCGUGUACAUGGUUCAGAGAAAGAUAUAUGGCAGCAAUACCUAAAUCAGCCGAUGAAUUCAACCCUGUUUUUGAAACAGAGCGAAUAAUGGAGCUGGUGGCAAAUUUUUUUGUCCCAGAGAAUUAUACGUCAUUAAUUAGACAUCCAUCAUUAGAGGAUUGUAUUGUUCGGCGAUAUCGUCGUGCUGUUAAAAAUAAAGACCCUGAUGCUUUUCUAAAAAGCGUUGAAGAGUAUAAUACACUGAUUGACAAACUUCGAUCUGAUGGAGCGAUUGAUACACACCUUUUACAGCAACAGGAAACCAGAUGGGGUGGAAAUAUUAACACACUUCCUUUGCCAAUUUCGCGUCUUAUUUUGGACCAAGUUUAUACACGAGUUGUUUCACCUGUGACUGAUAGUCUUCGAGAUUAUAAGGCAUUCUCUAAUAAUGUUUAUGGAGAAUUGCUGCCAGUGUUCAUGACUCGAAUAUUUAAAGAAACCGGCUUGGAAGCUGAAAUGAAGUUUAUUGAUCUAGGAUCUGGCGUUGGAAACUGCGUUCUGCAAGCUGCACUAGAAAUUGGAUGCGAAAGUUGGGGAUGUGAAAUGAUGAAAACCGCGUCACAACUGGCGGCAAAACAAAAAGAAGAAAUUGAAGAGCGGGUGAAGAUGUAUGGAAUUUCGGUAGGAUUAGUUGAGGUGCGAUCGGCGGACUUUGUUCACAAUGACGAAAUACACAAACAAAUUUCUGAAGCUGAUGUGUUGUUAGUCAACAAUUAUGCGUUUGAUGGUAAACUCAACAGUCACCUUCUAGAUAUUUUUCUUGACCUUAAAGAAGGGGCACGCAUUAUUUCAUUAAAAUCAUUUGUACCACCAGGCCAUGUCAUUUCUCAGCACAACAUUCAGUCACCUGUAAACCUGCUUCGAGUGGAGCCUAAAGAGUUUCCAACCGGGAGUGUCAGUUGGACAAUGGCCAGUGGAAGAUAUUAUUUAUCAACUGUUGAUCGCACAAGGCUAGAUAAGUUUUUGAAAGAUCAUGGGAUGAUUUGA
This is a messenger RNA of Magnusiomyces paraingens, 1719 nucleotides long. RefSeq lists its product as uncharacterized. Gene Ontology annotation, molecular function: histone binding; histone H3K79 methyltransferase activity. The transcript is spliced from 2 exons. The record is from RefSeq and is a predicted model, not a curated record. Gene Ontology annotation, biological process: DNA repair; regulation of transcription regulatory region DNA binding; DNA damage checkpoint signaling. The coding region runs from base 1 to 1719 and encodes 572 amino acids. NCBI's taxonomy places the organism in Eukaryota, Fungi, Ascomycota, Dipodascomycetes, Dipodascales, Dipodascaceae. Gene Ontology annotation, cellular component: nucleus; nucleosome.